AAAAAGAAGCACAUUUUUGAAAACGCAAUGAAAGCCCACGUGCUCCAUUCCGCCGCCAUUCAGGCGCGUGCACGCAGUCCGCUUCCAGUUCAAGAUGGCAGCCACCAUGAAGAAAGGAGUGGCAGCUGAAGAUGUCAAUGUAACAUUUGAGGACCAGCAAAAGAUCAACAAGUUUGCCAGGAACACAAAUCGGAUGUCUGAACUUAAAGACGAAAUCGAGGCCAGAAAGAAAUCCGUACAGAAUCUGGAGGAUGCCAGUGAUGACCUCAUGAUGUUCGAGGACGACGCACUGCUUAUCCCGUAUCAGAUCGGAGAUGUGUUCAUCAGUCACUCUCAAGAAGAGACGCAGGAAAUGCUGGAGGCUGCGAAGGAAGCUCUGCAGGACGAGAUCAAAGCUCUGGAGGGUCGUGUGUCUUCCAUACAGGGGGUCCUUGGAGAUUUGAAGGUUCAGUUAUAUGCCAAGUUUGGAAACAACAUCAAUCUAGAGGCAGACGAGAGCUGAGACCUCAAACAUGUGGACUUGACCUCACAGACUGUCAGUCUCCAACAGGAAAUGGCAUUUCUACUCAGACAACGAGUUCUCGGCCUGUUCACUCCUGGUGAUGUUUGUUGCAUUUCACAUGUCGUUAUGUUUAGUGAGUUGUUUGAGCUGUUGCAUACAGGUGGUUUACUUAAAACAUCCAGCAAGAUAGAAUGAGAGGCACUGAUAUCAAAAUAAAACAAAGCUUAAUAUUUA
Carassius carassius (crucian carp) is the source of this 736-nucleotide messenger RNA. Its product is annotated as prefoldin subunit 4-like. The transcript has 4 exons. Gene Ontology annotation, cellular component: prefoldin complex; cytoplasm. The coding region runs from base 95 to 502 and encodes 135 amino acids. The record is from RefSeq and is a predicted model, not a curated record. Gene Ontology annotation, biological process: protein folding. Lineage: Eukaryota; Metazoa; Chordata; Actinopteri; Cypriniformes; Cyprinidae.